GGCAUUUUUCCUAAAUCCUUUAUCCACAUCAAAGAGGUGACAAUCGAGAAAAGAAGAAAUACUGAGAACAUCAUUCCCGCAGAAAUUCCUCUGGCACAAGAAGUGACAACGACACUUUGGGAAUGGGGGAGCAUCUGGAAACAGCUCUAUGUGGCCAGCAAAAAGGAGCGUUUCCUCCAGGUGCAGUGCAUGAUGUACGAUCUGAUGGAGUGGAGGUCCCAGCUCCUCUCAGGAACUCUGCCCAAGGACGAGCUGAAAGAACUGAAGCAGAAAGUCACGUCCAAGAUCGACUAUGGCAACAAAAUCCUUGAGCUUGAUCUGAUUGUCAGAGAUGAAGAUGGAAAUAUCUUGGACCCUGAUAAUACAAGCAUCAUCAGCUUGUUCCAUGCACAUGAGGAAGCGACUGAUAAAAUCACAGAGCGUAUCAAAGAGGAAAUGUCAAAAGACCAGCCAGAUUAUGGGAUGUAUUCCCGGAUAUCCUCAUCCCCGACCCACAGCCUCUAUGUCUUUGUGAGAAACUUUGUGUGCAGAAUUGGGGAAGACGCUGAGCUCUUCAUGUCUCUCUAUGACCCCAACAAGCAAAUGAUCAUAAGCGAGAACUACCUGGUACGAUGGGGCAGCAGGGGCUUUCCGAAGGAGAUUGAGAUGCUGAACAACCUGAAGGUGGUCUUCACGGAUCUUGGAAACAAAGACCUCAACAGGGAUAAAAUUUACUUGAUUUGUCAAAUAGUCCGGGUUGGGAAGAUGGAUCUUAAGGAUACUAAUACAAAGAAGUGCACGCAGGGACUGAGGAGGCCCUUUGGGGUGGCAGUUAUGGAUAUAACAGACAUCAUUAAGGGGAAAGCAGAGAGUGAUGAAGAAAAGCAGCACUUCAUUCCUUUUCACCCGGUCACAGCUGAAAAUGACUUUCUACAUAGCUUGCUGGGCAAAGUCACAGCCUUCAAAGGAGACAGUGGAGGGCAAGGUCUCUGGGUGACCAUGAAGAUGCUGGUGGGUGACAUCAUUCAGAUCCGCAAGGACUAUCCACACCUGGUGGACAGGACCACAGUGGUGGCCAGGAAGCUGGGCUUCCCAGAGAUCAUCAUGCCGGGGGAUGUCAGGAACGACAUCUACAUUACUCUCUUACAAGGUGACUUUGACAAGUACAACAAGACCACGCAGAGGAACGUGGAAGUGAUCAUGUGUGUGUGCGCUGAAGACGGCAAAACACUGCCCAAUGCAAUUUGCGUGGGAGCUGGGGACAAGCCCAUGAAUGAGUAUCACUCCGUCGUGUACUAUCAAGUCAAACAGCCACGCUGGAUGGAAACAGUCAAGGUGGCUGUCCCUAUUGAAGACAUGCAGAGGAUCCAUCUGAGAUUCAUGUUUCGACAUCGGUCAUCCCUGGAAUCUAAAGAUAAAGGAGAAAAGAACUUUGCCAUGUCCUAUGUGAAGCUGAUGAAAGAAGACGGGACUACUCUGCAUGAUGGAUGUCACGACUUGGUUGUCCUCAAGGGGGACAGCAAGAAGAUGGAGGAUGCUAGUGCCUACCUGACUCUUCCAUCUUACCGACACCAUAUGGAAAAUAAGGGGGCCACCUUGAGCCGCAGCUCCAGCAGUGUUGGGGGGCUCUCUGUCAGCUCCCGGGAUGUGUUCUCCAUUUCCACCCUGGUGUGCUCCACAAAGCUCACCCAGAACGUGGGCUUGCUGGGUUUGCUGAAGUGGCGUAUGAAGCCUCAACUGCUACAGGAGAAUUUAGAAAAGUUGAAGAUCGUGGACGGAGAGGAAGUGGUGAAGUUUCUCCAGGACACUCUGGACGCUCUCUUCAACAUCAUGAUGGAGCAUUCUCAAAGUAAUGAGUAUGACAUCCUCGUCUUUGAUGCUUUGAUCUACAUAAUAGGACUCAUUGCAGAUCGGAAAUUCCAGCAUUUUAACACUGUUCUGGAAGCUUACAUUCAACAGCAUUUCAGUGCUACGCUGGCUUACAAGAAACUGAUGACAGUGCUGAAGACGUACUUGGAUACCUCCAGCAGAGGGGAGCAAUGCGAGCCGAUCCUAAGAACGCUGAAAGCUUUGGAAUACGUGUUCAAGUUCAUUGUUCGAUCGAGGACGUUAUUUUCACAGCUUUACGAAGGCAAAGAACAGAUGGAGUUUGAAGAAUCCAUGAGACGGCUCUUUGAAUCCAUCAACAACCUGAUGAAAAGUCAAUAUAAAACCACCAUCCUUUUGCAGGUGGCAGCUUUGAAAUACAUCCCAUCUGUGCUCCAUGAUGUGGAAACAGUCUUUGAUGCGAAGUUACUCAGCCAACUCCUGUACGAGUUCUACACCUGCAUCCCUCCUGUGAAACUCCAGAAGCAGAAAGUGCAGUCCAUGACUGAGAUAGUGCAGAGCAACCUCUUCAAAAAGCAAGAAUGCCGGGACAUUCUGCUUCCCGUCAUCACCAAAGAGCUAAAGGAGCUGCUGGAGCAGAAGGACGAGAUGCAGCACCAGGUGCAGGAGAAGAAGUACUGCGUUGAGUUACUCAACAGCAUCUUGGAGGUCCUCAGCUGUCAGGACGCGGCCUUCACCUACCACCACAUCCAAGAGAUCAUGGUCCAGCUGCUUCGCACGGUGAACCGGACGGUCAUCACCAUGGGCCGGGAUCACCUUCUGAUUGUGCGCCUGCACAGGUGA
This is a messenger RNA of Galeopterus variegatus (Sunda flying lemur), 2649 nucleotides long. RefSeq names its product dedicator of cytokinesis 2 (gene DOCK2). Gene Ontology annotation, cellular component: cytoplasm; plasma membrane. The record is from RefSeq and is a predicted model, not a curated record. The transcript has 25 exons. NCBI's taxonomy places the organism in Eukaryota, Metazoa, Chordata, Mammalia, Dermoptera, Cynocephalidae. Gene Ontology annotation, biological process: small GTPase-mediated signal transduction; cell migration. The annotation marks the transcript as partial. Gene Ontology annotation, molecular function: small GTPase binding; guanyl-nucleotide exchange factor activity.